Molecule: messenger RNA, 1000 nt
Organism: Vigna unguiculata (cowpea)
Lineage: Eukaryota; Viridiplantae; Streptophyta; Magnoliopsida; Fabales; Fabaceae
Source: RefSeq, a predicted model, not a curated record
ACAAUCCAUAGCCACGAGAAAGCCCAAUUAUGUUGCGGAGACCCUGCUUACUGAAGCGAUGAUGGCGUUCUGUUGUUCUGCCCUGUCCUGUGUUGAACGAAACGUCGAAACCUGAAAGCGAACCAUGGCAGAAGGAGAACCAACCAACGGUUACUGCAGCAGCAGUGGCGAAGAAGACGGUGACGCCGCUUGGAGAGCAGCUAUCCACUCCAUUGCCCAAACCACCACUUACGUCUCUUCCACCACCAAACAUGCUCACCCAAAUGACGACGACGAUGAUUAUAGCAAACCCAAAACACAACAGCUUAAGCACCAUCAACUCAAGGCGCAAAAGCUUCUGAAUGAUAUAUUGGAAAAUACAAUAGAGAUAGUGAGAAAACCUGUCCCUGUCGAGGAUGAUGAUCCCAAAAUCGAUGAAUGCGGCAUUCGAUUGUUUAAAUAUGCUAAGCCAGGAAUAGUGUUUGAUCACGUAGAUGAACCCCAACCACCAAGGAAACGGCCUAGAAUACUUCCCGGAGAGGAUAUCAAUGAGAAAUCAAAGAAGUUCAGAAAACGGAUUAGAUCUGUUGCUGUGAAUGGGAUAGAUAUAUUAGCUGCAGCAAACGAUUCAUGCAAGAAGUCAUUAGCUAGAGUAGAAGCUAAAGAUGCAGCAGCAAAAGCUAAAGCAAAGAGAGAAGAGGAAAGAGUUGAAAAUUUGAAAAAGAUUAGGGGAGAGAGGUGGCUACCUUCUAUGGCCAAGGAGAUGAAGGUUAAAACUCAACGCUGACUUUUUUUCUUUCCAUGCUCUUAACUUUGAUGCUAUUUUUUGUAUAAACCUUUGUUUAUUUGUUAGUGUAGCUUGUUGUAUACUGAGGAAUUAUAAUUUAGGCUUGAGACGUUUUUCUUUCUUCUUUUUCACUAUAUUGUUGCAAUUCCAUUCAGAAAUCCACAUUCAAAUUUCCAAAAAUGUAAAACACUUGCUGGGUAUGAGGACCAAGGCUCCUUUUUUUGGAAUCUUAAA